Messenger RNA from Rhagoletis zephyria (snowberry fruit fly), 2675 nucleotides. RefSeq names its product Regulator of telomere elongation helicase 1 (gene Rtel1). Gene Ontology annotation, molecular function: DNA binding; ATP binding; DNA polymerase binding. Gene Ontology annotation, biological process: DNA replication; DNA recombination; telomeric loop disassembly. Gene Ontology annotation, cellular component: nucleus. Lineage: Eukaryota; Metazoa; Arthropoda; Insecta; Diptera; Tephritidae. The record is from RefSeq and is a predicted model, not a curated record.
UAAAACAUUACGAAGUGGUCGAAUCAUCGCUAGAAAUGCCGGAGUAUACAAUCUCGGGGAUAACAGUGCAUUUCCCUUUCGAACCCUACGAUGUACAGACAGCGUAUAUGGAAAAGGUAAUUACUUGCUUGCGCGAUGGCACAAAUGGAGUAUUGGAAUCCCCAACAGGGACAGGUAAAACGUUGAGCCUUUUAUGUGCAUCUCUGGCUUGGCUGCUAUCACGUAAAUCCGAAAUGCAAUCAUUAGUGCAACUCCACGCAAGAGGUGGCGCUGCAGCUCAGCAAGCAGUGAACGAAUUCAAUGCAAUGCAGGCGAGAAACGCUAACUGGGGCGUUCCAAAAAUUAUAUACGCCUCCCGUACGCAUUCUCAAUUAACACAAGCAAUGCAGGAGUUGAAGCGUACCUCGUACUCGUUUAUGCGCGCUGUGGUGUUGGGCUCACGGGAUCAACUGUGCAUUCACCCAGAAGUUAUGCGCGAACAAGGCAAUUCCAACAAGGUGCAACUUUGUAAAUUGCGCAUACAGACGCGAACUUGCACAUUCUAUAAUCGCGUCGAGUCAAAGAAAGACAGUGCUGAAUUAAAAGAAUCGUCCGUAAUGGAUAUAGAAGAUUUGGUGCGAGUGGGGCAAAAACUCAAAGUAUGCCCAUAUUAUGUAUCCAAAGAGUUGACCAGCGAUGCGGAUAUCACGUUUAUGCCGUAUAACUAUUUAUUAGACCCUAAAGCACGUAAAGCUAAUAAAGUGGAGUUGAGCAAUACAAUUGUUAUAUUGGAUGAGGCACACAAUAUUGAAAAAAUUUGCGAAGAAUCGGCAUCAGUGCAAAUACGCUCAUCGGACAUAGCGUUGGCAAUCGACGAUGUGACGCACGUGAUGAAAUCAAUGAUGAAUGAAAAUGCAUUGGAUUUUAUGAGCAGUGAUGAACCAAAAGAUUUUAAAUUGGAGGACUUAGCAUUACUUAAGGAAAUGUUGUUGGAUCUGGAGAAGGAGAUUGAUAAUAUUAUUGUUGAAAACAAAGCAGAAGGAACAACAUACCCCCCUUCGUUCCUGUUUGAGAUAUUGGCAGCGGCGAAAAUAACACCAGUUAUAGCGCCAGCCACCAUAAGUUUACUCGAAAGACUCGUUCAAUACAUGACUGUUCAGUCACAAGGUAGUGCCUUCCGUAAAGGUGGUUCUUUUGAAAUGAUUUCUAAUUUACUAAGUGUUGUAUUCAUCAAGAAGGAUGAUCUUAUAGCGAAAGUCCACAAAAGUUUUAAAGUUCAUGUACAAAUUGAAGAAAUUAAACAGCAGCAUAAAGGUUCUAAUAAGGAUGGUUGGCUAUCAAAGGCGCCUAGUACUAGUACGGUUUCGUCGAAAUUACCCAAAGUUAUUAACUAUUGGUGCUUUAAUCCUGGUUUCGGCAUGGAACAACUAUUGAAUACACAAGUACGCAGCAUAAUUUUGACAAGUGGCACCCUUGCACCGUUGAAACCAUUAAUAGCUGAACUAGCGGUACCAAUUGCACAAAGCCUCGAAAAUCCACACAUUGUUAGUCAGUCGCAAGUUUUUGUCAGAAUCAUUGGUACUGGACCUGACCGCGAGCAGCUCAUAUCGAACUUUGCAAAUCGUGACAAUCCUAAGUAUCUGAGCUCAUUGGGCCAAACAGUACUCAAUGUGUCACGCAUAGUGCCGGAUGGUUUGCUCGUUUUCUUCCCUUCCUACCCUUUGCUCAACCAGUGCGUAGACGCUUGGCAGGCCAGCGGUCUUUGGGCUGAGGUGAGUAGGCAUAAACCAAUUUAUGUAGAACCACGAAACAAGGAGAGCUUUACUACGUCUAUGGAGGAGUUCUACAAAAGCAUACGUGAUGCAAAGGGCGCUUGUUUCAUGGCAGUAUGCCGUGGAAAAGUAUCCGAGGGUCUCGAUUUUGCAGAUCGCAAUGGCCGUGCAGUUAUCAUAACGGGGCUUCCAUUUCCACCACUCAAAGAUCCAAAAGUGAUUUUAAAGAAACGCUAUUUGGAAGAUAAUCGCACGAAAGAGAACGAACUAUUAUCAGGCCAAGCAUGGUACAGCUUAGAGGCUACUCGUGCUGUGAAUCAGGCAAUUGGACGUGUCAUUCGUCAUCGGCACGAUUAUGGCGCCAUUCUGUUGUGUGAUGUACGUUUUGAGCAGCCUAGUCAGGUGUCCCAAUUAUCGAAAUGGGUUCGCGGUUAUUUAGGCGCCUCUCCCAGAAGCGUGCCCUUCGGUUCGAUUGUGCGAGAAUUGCGCGAAUUCUUCCGGAAUGCUGAUAAAACUUUACCCAAACCAAAAGAGCGUAGCAUAGAGACGCUUGUGAGCGAAACAUGUGAAGAAGCUGGCAUCGUGCAGAGUCGGUACUUCUCAGACCCUAAAUUAGUGCUUAGUAAAUUUGCCACAGCGCAGUCAAUGGCAAUGAAGGUCGAGAAAACCAAUUCGAUUGAAGGCUGGACCCCAGAUGACUACAAAACAGCCGCAGGCCGCUCACAAAGUAGUAAAGUACCGAGCGCAAUGGAUUUCAUGAGUCGACUGGACACCAACGUAAAGGUGAAGUAACACAACUGCAACCGUCAUCAUUGUUCUUACACUGGCGCUUUUUUCACAAAUUUCUCGCAGGCUAUAGAUUUCAAUAGUACCAACUGCAGCAAAGCCUCGAGCAGUGGUCAGGUUAGCAUAUUCAAGCGUGAG